CUGGCCUUUCCCCGGAUGACUCUAGGCUGAUCGAAAUGUCGGCACAGCCAGAAUCGUCAUCUGCUGGCGCGCGAAAGGCGCUCAAUGCGCAUGCGAAUGCGUCGACCCCAGAGUACGAAUUGCCAUGGGUUGAGAAAUACAGACCUGUCUAUCUGGACGAUGUUGUUGGGAACACAGAGACUAUCGAGAGGCUCAAGAUAAUCGCAAAAGAUGGAAACAUGCCUCAUGUCAUCAUCUCGGGGAUGCCAGGUAUCGGCAAGACGACCUCAGUCCUCUGUCUCGCGCGAACCUUGCUUGGAGAUGCAUACAAGGAAGCCGUUCUCGAACUCAACGCCAGUGACGAGAGAGGCAUUGAUGUUGUCCGGAACAGGAUCAAGGGAUUUGCACAAAAGAAGGUUACACUGCCUCCAGGUCGGCAUAAGCUGGUGAUUCUAGAUGAAGCCGAUAGCAUGACAUCGGGAGCCCAGCAAGCCUUACGAAGAACCAUGGAAAUCUAUUCGAACACCACGCGAUUCGCCUUUGCCUGCAAUCAGUCGAAUAAGAUUAUCGAACCUUUACAAUCCAGAUGCGCGAUCCUUCGAUACUCGCGGCUGACCGAUGCACAAGUGGUGCAGCGCUUGACACAAAUCAUCGAAGCGGAAAAGGUCGAGUUCUCAGAAGAUGGAUUGGCAGCAUUGGUGUUCAGCGCAGAAGGCGACAUGCGGCAGGCCAUCAACAAUUUGCAGAGCACAUGGGCAGGAUUCGGAUUCGUCAGUGGCGACAACGUAUUCCGUGUCGUAGAUAGUCCUCAUCCGGUGAAGAUACAAGCAAUGAUCAAGGCCUGUUGGGACGGCAAGAUCGAUAGUGCAGUGGACACAUUGAAGGAGUUAUGGGAUCUGGGAUAUUCGUCGCACGACAUCAUCAGCACCAUGUUCCGGGUAACGAAGACGAUACCAACCCUCUCCGAACACUCCAAAUUGGAGUUCAUCAAGGAAAUUGGCUUUACACACAUGCGAAUUCUAGAAGGGGUACAGUCCUUUCUUCAAUUGAGCGGGUGUCUGGCGAAAUUGUGCAAGAUCAACAUGAAGCCUGAAAUGUUUGAGGUAUCUCGAUGAGACCGCAGCAUGAAGGCUUACGGGCUGAAAGCCUGAAACUCGGUCAAUCUGGCUGACGCAGUCAUCUGCCGACAGUUGAUGAUGCGUAGGAAGACUCUUGGCCAGAGUAUGAGUUCUCAGCCCAUGGUGAUCGGGUGCAACACCAGCCACGAAGGUGCAAACACGCCUAACCUAAACAGAGCUAGCACAAGGCCGAGGGGCCCAAAGUCGGACUGUGACGACCGAUAUGCCGACUUGAAGCACACAAGCCCCCACAGACGAUGUUCACCUCUGAGGGACGCAGAUUCUAUACCACAUCUGGCCAUGGGGCACCGGACAAUAUGCGUUAUGUCGGAAUGUCUUCGUCAUCACUUUCCAUCGACCAACGAUAGGGCCAGUGAGAGACUUGUCUGAACGCACUUUGGAGCCGUGUCUGGUGACAAUGCCUACCCAGGGCGAACCAACGAAGACACUUUGACCAACGAUGUUCUUGUAUGGUUGACCUAUAGUACUACAUUAGGCUAUGAUCAUGAGCGGUAACGAAUGUUACCUUCCCUAGAGGUGGACGAGGGGCCACGUAAGACUGGACGGCUCAAUACAGAAGAUGCAAUUGAUGGAUGCCGAGCAAACCCAUGCGGCAGCACGGAUUCAUUAGACUACGGAGUAACAGAAUG
Exophiala mesophila is the source of this 1747-nucleotide messenger RNA. Its product is annotated as replication factor C subunit 4. Gene Ontology annotation, biological process: DNA repair; DNA-templated DNA replication. The record is from RefSeq and is a predicted model, not a curated record. The transcript has 4 exons. Gene Ontology annotation, molecular function: DNA clamp loader activity; DNA binding; ATP hydrolysis activity. The coding region runs from base 36 to 1094 and encodes 352 amino acids. Lineage: Eukaryota; Fungi; Ascomycota; Eurotiomycetes; Chaetothyriales; Herpotrichiellaceae. Gene Ontology annotation, cellular component: Elg1 RFC-like complex; Ctf18 RFC-like complex; Rad17 RFC-like complex.